AUGACCGAGGCGGGGCUCAGCGGGUCGGCCCUCACCUCUUCAAACCUUCGGGUUCUGGAGGAAUCCGCCGACACCACUGCCGCUACCACUACCAGGCAGUCUCCGCCGCCGCUUCCGGACCAGUCCACCGUGGCUUCCGGGGAGCAAGGCAGCCACUUCUCCACCGGAUUUAGCAUAGACGACGAUGACAGCAGCGACUCGGCCUUGGGUGAUGUCGACGGGCGCCAAUCCACCCAGUCCGUGAGAGCCAGCAUCUACGAGUACAUCGAAGAGCACGGCAGGACCUUCCACCGCUACAAGCAGGGCAAGUAUUGGCUCCCCAACGACGAGGUCGAGCAGGAGCGCCUCGACCUGCAGCAUGCCAUUUUCACCAUGCGUCUCGAUGACCGCCUCGGCCUCGCCCCUAUUGAGAGCCCGCAGUCCGUUCUCGACGUGGGCACCGGCACUGGCAUCUGGGCCAUCGACUGCGCGAUCAAGCACCCCUCGGCCAACGUGGUCGGCACAGACCUCAGUCCCAUCCAGCCCGAGUACGUGCCGCCCAACUGCCGCUUUGAAAUUGACGAUGCCGAGGACGAGUGGGUCUUCUCGGAGACGUUCGACUACAUCCACAUGCGCAUGAUGUUCCACUGCUUCAAGGAUCACCAGGCCGUCAUCCGCUCUGCCCUCGGCCACCUGCGCCCCGGCGGCUACAUCGAGUUUCAAGACUGGAGCUGCGUGCUGCAGUCAAGCGACGAGAGCAUCCGCGACACGCCGCUUGAGAGGUGGUCGCGCCUGUUUGUGGAGGCCGGCGGCCGCCUCGGCCGCGACAUGCUCGCGCCCAAGAAGUUCAAGCAGUGGCUACUCGACGCGGGCUAUGUUGACGUGACUGAAACGAAGCUCGCCGUGCCUGGAAACCCCUGGCCUAAGGGCCGAGAGAACAAGCGCAUGGGGUACCUGCAGAUGACCAACUUCCUCGACGGGCUCCACGGCUCCACCAUGACGCUGUUCACAAAGGGGCUUGGCUGGCCGCCUGAAGAGGUCGAGCUGUUUCUUAUCGACAUGAGAAAUGCCAUCAAAAACUCGAGCAUACAUUUUUACUGGACCACAUAUGUUGUCUAUGGCCGUAAGCCACCGCUCUAG
Lasiosphaeria miniovina is the source of this 1119-nucleotide messenger RNA. RefSeq names its product S-adenosyl-L-methionine-dependent methyltransferase. NCBI's taxonomy places the organism in Eukaryota, Fungi, Ascomycota, Sordariomycetes, Sordariales, Lasiosphaeriaceae. Gene Ontology annotation, molecular function: methyltransferase activity. Bases 1 to 1119 code for a protein of 372 amino acids. The transcript is spliced from 4 exons. The record is from RefSeq and is a predicted model, not a curated record.